AUGAAGGAGGUGAAUAUAAACAAUAUGAAACGGAUUUCAAAGGAACAAAUAACAAAAUUAAUUUCUGCCGCCUGUGAGAGUGAUCAUAUUACCAAACUAAGUAUGGCAAAUACAGCUAUAUCGGAUAACGAAGCAAGGGGCUUGAUCAAACUUCUCGAGACGUCUACAUCACUGAAAGUAUUGAACAUAGAAUCCAAUUUCAUCAGUCCCGAAAUGCUGGCAAAACUUCUCCGAGCCACCCUCGUUCAACAGUGUCUGACUGAGUUCAAAGCUGAAAACCAGCGCCAAUCAGUGUUGGGCAAUCAAGUGGAAAUGGAUAUGACGUCAUCAGUAGAAGAGAACGAAUCACUUCUACGAGUUGGUAUAGCAUUUCAAUCGAUGGAGGCACGUCAUCGUGUGUCGGACGCUUUGGAGAAGAACUAUGAACGAUGUGAGACUUUACCAUUCUCUGUAUGUUGCGGCAAAAGCCGCGUUUACCUACAAGAGCGUAUGAACGCCUGCCGAGGCCAAAGCUGA
Molecule: messenger RNA, 516 nt
Organism: Cooperia oncophora
Lineage: Eukaryota; Metazoa; Nematoda; Chromadorea; Rhabditida; Trichostrongylidae
Source: the annotation of a GenBank genome assembly